Messenger RNA from Eublepharis macularius, 1669 nucleotides. Its product is annotated as GTP-binding protein Rhes-like. Gene Ontology annotation, molecular function: GTPase activity; GTP binding. The record is from RefSeq and is a predicted model, not a curated record. NCBI's taxonomy places the organism in Eukaryota, Metazoa, Chordata, Lepidosauria, Squamata, Eublepharidae. The transcript has a single exon. Bases 226 to 852 code for a protein of 208 amino acids.
AGCACAAAUAAAUGGGAAGACGAGCCAGGCGACUGUGUACACAGCAGCAAUUCAGCAGGGAGCAACUGGAGAACAAGAGCGGAGGUGAACUUGGAAAAGUGCAGAGGAAAUAGACACUUGCUCCUAAGACACAGGGCAUCAAGUCCAGGUACACGUGUUUUCAGCCCAAAUUUGAGACAUUUAUCUCCUAUCUCUACCUGCCCUGUACACACCUGCAACAGAACCAUGUCUUUGGCAGUGAAGGAGAAGAGCCAAGUGCGCCUGGUCUUCCUGGGAGCAGCUGGGGUGGGCAAGACAGCCCUGAUCCAUCGCUUCCUGCUGGAUACCUUUGAGCCAAAGCAUCGGCGGACGGUGGAAGAGUUGCACACCAAGGAGUAUGAAGUGAAUGGAGCAACCAUCAAAGUUGAGAUCCUGGACACCAGUGGUAGUUACUCUUUCCCGGCAAUGCGUAAACUAUCCAUCCAGAACAGUGAUGCGUUUGCAUUGGUCUAUGCUGUGGAUGAUGCAGAAUCCUUUGAAUCUGUCAAGAUUUUGCAUGACGAGAUCCUUGAGCUGAAAGAGGAUAAGUUCCCACCCAUUGUGGUGGUGGGCAAUAAGGCAGAAGCAGGAGGGCUGAGACAGGUGCUACCAGAGGAUGCCCUUUCUUUGGUGGAGCUCGACUGGAACAGUCGUUUCCUGGAAGCCUCUGCUAAAGAGAAUGAGAAUGUGGUGGAGGUCUUCAGAGAAUUACUCCAGCAAGCCAACCUGCCCAGUCGGCUGAGCCCUGCCCUGCGUAGAAGGCGGGAGACCUUUCCCAAGGAGCCGCCGCUGAGGCCCCCCAUGAACAAAGCCAACAGCUGUGCCGUCUGUUGAACUAUGCCUGGACUGCAGCUGCAAGACUUUUGGAGAACUCUAGUGGGCUGCGUACAGAGGCCAGGUAGCAUCCCUCGUAUCAGUGUUGUGGUAUUCUGUAAUUUUGGGGCUAGGAGCCAUUAGCAAAACUUGAUGGGUUGUCAUGACACAGUAUUUUUUGUUCUGGUGCCCCAAAGCCACAAACGUGUGGGCUAUUUCAUGCAGUGAGCUUUGAGUUGCAACCCAAGACUUGGGAAGCCUUCUCUGCCCGAGCAAAGUAGAAGAGUCCUAGUUCUGCCCUGUUUUCCUCAUCCCUACCAAGUGUUAAUUUUGAGAUGGAAAGAGAUGUGAAUAAGUUAAGUUACACCCUGGUUGUGGAUCCAGCUUGGUCAAGGUGAAUGAUGAACGGAUGGUCACACGGACAGCCAUCGGUGGCAACACAGCCGUCAUUUACAAGGUGUAUUGCAGGUAUGCUGAAGGGAAGCAUUUGGAAGUGCCAAAAGAACAUUUAAUUCCUUGGGACGCGUGUUUAUCAUUUACACUUUGUGAAUGACCGAACAUUUCUUGAUAUGUUUGAAAAUGAGGAAAGAAGAAUGAUUUCGCAUCCAUUGAACCGCAGGUCCGCGUGUACAUAUAUGUGCAUGUGUUGUCUCCCAGACAAUCUAUGUUUUUACUCCUAAUGUCUGCAUUGACUGUUUGCAUGCAUGUGCUCUUGUGUGGAUUUGCAGUGAACUUAUCACUGUCUGAGGUAUAUUCACAUUGUAACACCUGGCAAGUUGGUCUGUGCCCCACUGAGUGUUGUGUGUUUUUUAAAAACCUUUUCAAAUGUUGUAUCUAA